This is a messenger RNA of Gregarina niphandrodes, 2157 nucleotides long. RefSeq lists its product as hypothetical. Bases 1 to 2157 code for a protein of 718 amino acids. The record is from RefSeq and is a predicted model, not a curated record. The transcript has 2 exons. NCBI's taxonomy places the organism in Eukaryota, Apicomplexa, Conoidasida, Eugregarinorida, Gregarinidae.
AUGGACGAUGACAACGCGCCUUUACCGCGGACUCCAGACUGCAUCAACGGGCCGCGCGUGUCGCCUAAACAGGACAGUCAGGACGAUCAAGGUUUGCAGAGGCAACUCCGAAACGCCACUGGUCAGGCACGUGGGGAUGUGCCAGAUCGGGUGCAGGACCGCGGCCGGCAUGAGGCCACGCUUGAUGGAGACAGACUAGAUGGAGCCAGAUUAAAUCCUCACGAUUAUACAGAGCUGGGAAGUGAGCGAGACGCAUUUGUAGACGACUUUGUAGACGAGUUUGGAACUGGAACGAAAAGAGCUGGCGACGCGGGUCCGGAAGAGGCGACCCCGGGCGACGAGGAUGAGAAUCCGGGUGCUGAGGGUUCGGAUCUGGAUGACGAGGAUCAGGUUCGUGAUGACCAGCACCGGGAUGGCGGGCAGACCCCCGACGAGCAGGACUCGGACGCUAGCGGGUCGUCGGGGGGUCGAGUCCCGGCAGAGGGUUUGGACUCGGACGGCGACGCGUCGGACUACUCCAUCGGCCAAGGGGUGGGCGCGGCGGGUUCUCACGAUGAGGAGGUGCCGGGUUUGAGGCAGCGGCGGCCGGCGAGGAAUGUGUGUGGCAGGAAUGUGUGUGGCGCGCAGGGGGGGUUGGGGUUGCCGGGAGUGGGGUUGCCCGGGGCGGGAACGGAGCGUUGGUGGUUGAAUUUGUUGCGGUUGUGUUUGGAGAGUUUGGUUGAGUACGUGCGGUCGUUGAUUUUCUCAGCACCGGGUCGUGACCUGGUGCGAGAAUUGAGCGUGGCGUUUGAGAGUGGGCUGGAGCUGGCGGGUUCGAUGACAGCGGCGCGGGAGCGCGAUUUGCCAGUGUUGGUCGUGUUGGUGCACGGUUCACGGGCGGGUUCGGCUGUCGCACACGUGUGUGCGUUGGCAGAGACGUUGAGGCCGCGUUUCCUGGUGCACGUUGCGCAGUCACCGAUGGCGGACCUGACGGCGGACGUGGACCUGCGUCCGGCGACGACUGGUGGCGAGCUGCUGUCCUUCGUCGGCCUGUUGCCUUACGAGUUUGACGUUUCUAGUCUGCACUUGGGCGGCGGCGGUAACAUGACGCACUCCGGCACGAGUAAUACCAUGGGCGGUGGUAACAUGGUGCAGAGCCGCGGAGGACGAAGACGGUACACGACCGCCGCCAAUCGUCUACCGCUGGACGCCGAGACGCAGCAAGAAUUGUUUGUGAAGAUUCUACAGCACUCUUUUACGCCAGAAAUCCGCACACCGCACAAUCUAGACCCUACCCUCCUGCCCCGUCACGCCAUCCUGCGAGGCUUCCUCCUUGCCCUGACCACCAACACCCCCCUAGACAAUCUGCGCACCGAUCUCAGCCGCCUCGCCGUCUACCUCAACAACCUUAUGGAACCUGUGCGGCAGGAACUCCGCACACACGCCGAUACAAUCCAACAAAAUAGACUUCUAAGGGAACAACAACAGAGAGAAUAUCGUCAAGCUCUACAAGCCGAUAGAGAGCGGCGGCGACAGCAGCAGGAGUUGGAGGAAAAACAGAAGGAGAAGGAGCUCGAGAAGGCACGGCAGGUGGAACUGGAGAAGGUGGCUGAAGAGCGACGUCGGGCUACGGCGGCGCAACUGGUCCGGAACGCUGAGGCAGGGGCUUUAGUGCAACGAUGGCGGAAGGGCGAGGAGUUUGUGGAGUUGGCUAUUCGUGUGCGAGGUCUGGGUAGACUGUUGUGCAUGUGCGAUAAACAUACGGGUCUGGCCAAUCUGGAGGCGGCACUCAGGCUAUUGGACCACUUGAUCACACUCAGUAGGGAAGAGGUGGCUGAAAAUCCACUGUUGAUUGUUGGAACCAGAGUUACAGACCAUGACGAAAUCGCUCAUGACGAAAUCGCUCAUGACGAAAUCGCUCAUGACGAAAUCGCUCAUGACAAUGUCGACGCCGACCCGAGUCUGAGGUCCCUGGCCGCGGUCGUGGUUGAGGGAGGCUUCCCAUGGCAGCGAUCCGCAGCAGGACACUGUCUGCAUUUGGAGUCGUAUGGAAUUGUUGCACCUCUGCCCGACCAACCCUUGCAACGCAGCCAGACACUAGAUCAGAAUGGAAUCACUACCAAAUCCACCAUGCUGUGGGGACCCAAGGCCGAUGGUUGUGGGACUGAACAAAUAUAA